UUCUCCUCCUAGCUUUCUCCUCCUGUCUCCAUUACUCCGGCCUAGUUAUUAUGUUACCCUACUAGCCUUUGCCCCCACAAGGCCAUCGAAAGGCGUGGCAGCCAAGUUACACUACCAGGUCGGCCGGCCGGCGAGGAGAGAAAAGGCGAGACCUUUUUUCUUCUUCUUAUGAGAGAGAGAGAGAGAGGAAUCGGGGAGGGAGGUGGAGGUGGCCAUAAUUCUUGCGAGCUAGCGCGCGCGCGGCCGAGCAAGAUCAUAAGCCAAAGACAAAAAGGCCGAAAGGCGAAUCAUGCUGCCACAUGCCACACCCUAUACAAAAGCUAGCCCUAGAGCGACCAGCAGAAGCAUCCAUCCAUCUCGCCGAUCGCCCACGCAAACUCCCGACUUAGCUACAUACUAGAUAGAUCCAGCGGCCGGCUUCCAUCGUGUUGUUGCUUCCGCUCCGAUCCAGUCGAUCGAUCCAUCGGUCCAUGGGAGCUCAUGGAGAUCGCCGCCGCCACCGUCGUGAGGAGGUGGGGGUGCUGCUGGAUGAAGACGAGGAGUUCGAGCAGCACGGGGGAGGCUGCGGUGGCGGAGCGACGAGUGGGGUGGUGGAGCAUGAAUUAGAAUUAGGCCAAGAUGGUGGAGGCGGCAUGGUGUUCGAGGCGAGCAGCAGCGUGGGGAGCGUGAGUGCGACCAUGGGCCCGCCCCCGAUCAUGUGCUGGCCGCCGCCGGCCCCGUCGCUGUCGUCGCAGCAGCAACAGCUCCACCACCAUAACCUAGUCAGCGACGGCGGCGGCGGCGGCCAGGGCCCCUUCUUCCCGAUGCUACCGCCGCUGCCUCCGCAGCCUCCUCCGCCGCCGCCCUUCUUUGCGGACUUCUACGCCAGACGCGCGCUCCAGUUCGCCUACGACCACUCGGGCGGCGCGUCCUCCUCGUCCGACCCGCUCGGCGGCUUCGGCGCCGGGCUCUACAUGGGCCACCACGGCCACGGCAUGAUGAUGCCGCCGCCCUUCGGGCCGUCGCCGUUCGGGGACUUCGGGCGGAUGACGGCGCAGGAGAUCAUGGACGCCAAGGCCCUGGCCGCGUCCAAGAGCCACAGCGAGGCCGAGCGCCGCCGCCGCGAGCGGAUCAACUCUCACCUCGCCCGCCUCCGCAGCCUCCUCCCCAACACAACCAAGACGGACAAGGCGUCGCUGCUAGCGGAGGUGAUCCAGCACGUCAAGGAGCUCAAGCGGCAGACGUCGGAGAUCCGGGAGGAGGCCUGCCCGCUCCCCACCGAGUCCGACGAGCUCACCGUCGACGCCUCCAGCGACGACGACGGCCGCCUCCUCGUCCGCGCGUCCCUCUGCUGCGACGACCGCGCCGACCUCCUGCCCGACCUCAUCCGCGCGCUCAAGGCGCUCCGCCUCCGCGCGCUCAAGGCCGAGAUCACCACCCUCGGCGGCCGCGUCAAGAACGUGCUCCUCGUCACCGAGGACGACACCCUCGCCCCGUGCGGCGACGACGAGGACGGCGCGCCGACGCCCAUGUCGCCGCAGCACACCGUCGCGUCCAUCCAGGAGGCGCUCAGGGCGGUCAUGGAGCGCACCUCUUCCUCGCCCGGCGGCGGCGGCGAGGACUCCGGGGGAUCGGCCAGCGGCGGGCUCAAGCGGCAGCGCACCACCAGUCUCUCGGCCAUCCUCGAGAACCGCUCCAUCUAGGCUAAUUAACAUCAAUUCAUCCGCGUACGUGAUGAUCUUUCGAUCAGAUGUGCAAUACCAAAGGAAACGGGAGGAGGAAACACAACGUACAUGCACCAGAGUACCCCUCAUAGUAUCUCAGUCUCAUAGUUGAUGACAGUAAUACCGCGCACCUAGCUGCUAGUCAUGGAUCAUUUGUUCCGAUCCACAAGUGCCAAGUGCGCUACUGUUUCUCGCCUCAUUUCGAUUAGUUUUCCCCCCAAUUGAUUUAUACUAGUCUUUCUUUUGUUUGUGUGAUUGACGAAUUAGCUUGGUGGUGUGUGUACGUAUCUCUUGAUGGGAUUGAUCUCAGGGGUCAAUACAAAUCUUCUAGUCCCGGCCUCUUCUAGAUGGA
Messenger RNA from Lolium perenne, 2055 nucleotides. Its product is annotated as transcription factor AIG1. Lineage: Eukaryota; Viridiplantae; Streptophyta; Magnoliopsida; Poales; Poaceae. Gene Ontology annotation, molecular function: protein dimerization activity; DNA-binding transcription factor activity. Gene Ontology annotation, biological process: regulation of DNA-templated transcription. The record is from RefSeq and is a predicted model, not a curated record.